Spodoptera litura is the source of this 7740-nucleotide messenger RNA. NCBI's taxonomy places the organism in Eukaryota, Metazoa, Arthropoda, Insecta, Lepidoptera, Noctuidae. The record is from RefSeq and is a predicted model, not a curated record.
AUAGCAACAUCGAUUACUGAUUGUGCAGAAGAAAAAACAAUGGUGUGAUUCCAGAUUUUUAUUUAUAACAUCUAAAAAAAUCCUGCAAGAAAACUUUCCAAAAUCUUCCUCAAGACUGUUAAUUUUUUUAUUAGAUAUAUUAUAAUUAUUUUUCACUUAGUAAUAAAAGCCAGUUCGGAGCGGUCACUAGCGAAAGAUGCCAACCAAGCGAGAGAGAAAUAAAAGACGGAACUAGCUAUUUAUUUAAUAUUAAUUAAUAAUUAAUUAGUGUAAUCCAUUGUAACCGUUAUUAGUUUUUCAUAUUAUUACCAUAUAUUCUCAUAAACGCAAAUAACGGAAUGAAUUAAUGUUAAACGCUUUCUCCGAAGUUUAAAUCACUAUUUAUUCGUUUAUUUAAUCAAUUCAUUAUUUAAUCAAUCACAAAUGACAACUAUUGUAGUAAGAGUUUGUUAAGGUCAGUUUAAGCAUUUGACGGACCAUUAUGGACAAUAUGGCUUCGAAUGUGACCUUGAGAAGCAAUAAACAAAGGAAAGAUAACCUGAUAACGAGGAAGCAGGAUAAGUCUCCCGAGAAGACGAUCAGAGGAACGCGGGGGGCAUACAGAGGCAUCCCGUCUACUUCGAAAAGACCGACCGAAGAAGACAAUGAGACGGGCUCCACGGAAAGACUGGACAGACCAAAGAAAUUCAUAUCACAGAACAAAAGCAACUAUGGGCUGGGAAAGAGGCCUGACUUCUCACUCAAGAACAGGAACGUGCAUUUAGCUUCGUCGCGCUAUGGACAGAUGACAUCAGGGCUACACAGCCACGGGCACCAGAUCUCGCAGCCGACGGGACACCAUCUAGACUCAUCCACCGUACUCCCUGCCAAGGAGAAGACUAUACACGGGAAAGAAAAGACCUUCAAGGUGGUGGUCGGUAGUGAAGUAGGCGUGAUGAAGACGCCUCUAGUUGGUCCCCGGCCGUAUAACGCGCUGGCGAUCAUCCACACCCAGCAGAGCAACACCUUCGAUAUGCUCAACUCUCUUACCACCAGUGUCGCUAGUCAGCCCGUGGUCGGAGUGGGAGUAGGCGUCGGGGGAUUUCACCGAAGGAGUUCUGGCCAGGGUACGCUGUGCGACCCUGAACUGGACGACAGCGGGAAUAAACUGGUCGCCAGGCUUGAGGACGAUGCCUUCAUCUCGGAGCAGGAUCUGGAAGAAAAUAUCGAAAUAGCAACUGCAACUGAAAAACGAAUAUCAAAGACUGAUGCAUCUGGAGAAGAUCAACCACAGGAGCCACAGAAUGGUUUGGUGUACGGUCCUAUUUAUGAGCUCGAGAAGUUGGAACAGAAGGACAAGCAGGACAAGGACGACAAAGAAGAUGAGGAAGAACCCAUCGGAGUCUCGCCUUGUGGCAGGUUCUUCAAGUACGACAAGGAGGUGGGUCGCGGUUCCUUCAAGACUGUGUACCACGGACUCGACACUCAGACUGGAGUCGCGGUCGCAUGGUGUGAGCUCCUGGAGAAAAAGCUGAACAAAACCGAACGUCUCCGGUUCCGCGAGGAAGCCGACAUGCUGAAGAAACUCCAGCACCCAAACAUCGUACGGUUUUACAACUAUUGGGAGGGCACUGUCGCUAAGAAGAAGAAUAUAGUGCUCAUCACUGAACUCAUGCUCAGCGGAACUCUUAAAGCGUACCUUCGGCGAUUUAAGCGGAUAAACCCGAAAGUGCUCAAGUCUUGGUGUCGUCAGAUUCUGAAAGGAUUAAAUUUUUUACAUUCAAGAACUCCACCUAUUAUACACAGAGAUCUGAAGUGUGACAACAUCUUUAUAACGGGUACAACUGGCAGCGUCAAGAUUGGAGAUUUGGGACUGGCCACACUCAAGAAUAGGAGUUUCGCCAAGUCUGUUAUAGGUAUAUAUUAUAAAUUUUAUAAAAUAUGUCGUGUAAAUGACUGCCUCGUUGGCCGAGUGGUCGCAAGUGCGACUUUCGAGCAAGGGAGUAAGCCCUCAGAUCUGUAUACUCGUUUAUUCGUCUAAUCCAUAUAAUUAACAAAAUAUAUUGUAUCAUCAUAUUCACAGGGAGUAAAGCCUCAAAGUUUGGAGAAGGUCACCAUCCCUGAGGUCCGGGAUAUCAUCGAAUCGUGUAUUAAGCCUAACAAAGCUGACAGGCCAAAAGUGAAAGAUCUGUUGAACCACGAGUUCUUUGGCGAGGACAUUGGGCUGCGGCUGGAGAUAGUCGGCAGGGAUCUAGUCACCUCGUCGGAUAUCACCAAGAUACAGUUCCGGCUGAAGAUAAUCGAUCCUAAAAAACGGUCUUACACCCACAAGGAGAACGAAGCGAUCCAGUUUGAGUUCGACAUAGAAAACGACGACUGCGAAGAAGUUGCCAACGAGAUGGCGAAGGCUGGCCUCAUCAUGGAAGAAGAUGCUAGGAUCGUCUUCAAGCUGCUCAAGUCUCAGCUUAUCAGCCUUAACAGAGAGAGGAAGGAGAAAAAUUCUCAGAUGCUGAUCAUCGAACAGAACAGGCAACAACUAUAUGAGCAACAGUUAAGGCAGAUGAAGAUGAUACAGAAUCAGCAGCAAGCAGGACCCGUGGACCAGGUGACCGCAGGGCUUCUCAACGGAGUCGGGUCGCAGCCUCUCGCUGGCGUGCAGCUGGACCCUCAAUCGCAGCUCCUUCAGUGUCAGCAGCAACUGCUCCAGCAGCAGAUCCAGCAGCUGAAUAACGAGGACGCUGCCAUGAAGCUUCUGCAACAGAACUUCAUGCAGGCUAGGAUAUCGCCUUCCAUGGCUGCCGACCAGCAGCUUCUACAGAACAAGGUGUUUCUUGAACAAAACUUGAAACAACAGGUAAUGAUGGAGCAGAAUCUCAUCAACCAGCAAAUGCUGGAACAGUCAGUCCAAGGCCAGGUUCUAAUGGAGAAGCAAGUUCAACAAAACCUCCUUGAGCAAGUCCCUUCACAGACACAGUGGCAGCCGAACCUCUUGAACCAACAGUUAACCGCCGAGAUCAAUACUCAGAACCAGGUGUUACAACAACAAAUAAUACAGCAACAACAAACUAUCAUUGCUCAGCAAGCCGCCGCCAUACAGCAGAAACAACUCGAAGAACAACUCACAGCGCAAGACAAUAUGAUUGCAGGUCCCCAGAAUCUCGUCACUGGUCAAAUGUUAGAUCCCUCCUUACAGAACCUGCAAACUAUUUUAUCACAAAUCAUACAAAGACCCGACACGCUACAAUCUAGGAAGGAAUCGGAAUCUGAAACUCAGCAACAGCAGCAACAACAGCAACAAAUGACACAACAACCGACGGAGAACGUCGAGAUGCAACAGAACCAGGAACAAGAGGCGCUGCUACAGAUGCAGAACCUGGUAAACUCGCAGCUGCAGCAACAGAAUGUCAACUACCAACACGGCCAGCAGUUCUCGCAACCGUCGCAGCAACCGAACAUAGAUCCCACGUACCUCGCGCAGCACCAGCAAGUGGCGCAGGCGCAGCAGCAGGUCGCGCAGGCGCAGCAACAGCUGGACGUGCAGAAGCAGGUCCUGGCGCAGCAACAGCUGGCGCUGCAGCAACAUCUGCAGCAGGCGCCGCACCACGCGCGCGCGCUGCAGCCGCAGCAGCACUACCUGGCGCAGCAGGCGCUGCAGCUGCACGCUCGCCAGGACGCGCUGGCACACGACUGGGCCACGCUGCUGCAGCGCCGCACGCUGCUGGAGCAGCUAGACCAGCGCGCCUGCCGCCGCCAGGACUCCGAGCCCGACCCAUACCCGCGGCCGCAGCUGCAGCACCAGCUGUCCGUGGACCGCAUGCAGGGCCAGUCCAUGCCGCACCACAACUUCGGUAUGGUACGCCAAAACGAGAGGCAGAUAUCUAGUCAUGAAGGCACCCCGGUGCAGAAUUAUUCCGCCAAUCCUUUGCAAAUGUACCAGCCGGCGCAGAGCCAGCCCGUGAUGAUGCAGAACAUGUAUCAGACCAACCAGAUGGAGUCGUCCAUACCUUCGUCUGCGGCGGCCGGCAUGCAGUCGGUCCAGGACGCGAUGCCGCAGCAGAUGCCGGUGCAGGUGCCCAUGUCCGUGCCCCAGCCGAUGCACUCAGUACCACUCCCCAUCCAGCAGCCGCAAGUUCCGCAACAACAACAAUUACAGCCCAUACAACAAGUCCAGACGAUACAGCCUCAGAUUCAACAGAUGUCCCAACCGGUACCUCAGUCUCAGCCACAACCUACGCCGGUUCCUCAUGCCCAGCCUCUCCAGCAGCAAGUCCAGUUACCACCGGACCUUGUACAACAGCCUCAGCAGUUGAACCUUCCAGCAGACCAAGUGGAGAAUGGGUACCAGAGUAACGGUGGACAAAAGGAGCAAUUCCACACUCCGUUGACGGAGUUCCCGACGAACCACGCCGAGGCUAUCAAACAGCCUGAGCUCAGCUCUGUUGAGGAGAAACAGGCGGAGAUUCAGCAACAGGAAGUGGGUACGGCCAUAUCAUCUCCAAUAACAAGCGAGAAGAAGUCCCGUGGCUCGAAGAAACGUUCUCGGGAGAAGGACAAGCUGCCGAAACUGACGGUGCUGGAGGUGAAUGAGGCAGCCACCAUGGUAGAGUGCCAGCUUGAGUCUAAAUCCAAGACCGUCACCUUCAAGUUUGACGUGACUGACGUCAAUCCUGAGGAGAUUGCUAGUAACCUUGUGUCAAACAACUUACUCCCAGAAUGGCAGAGCGCUACGUUCAUGGAGCUGAUCAAAGACAUCGUGAACCAGCUCAUUACCAACCCUGGAGUCACCCCCGUACUCAACCCCGCGCACCACUCUGCACUCAGGCUCAAUAUUGACAAGACUGACUACGAUUCCGAAACGACUGAACGCGAGGAAAACCUGACGGAUUCUAACCAGGAUAACUCGGAGUGUACGACGCCGACGGCCAGCCAUGACAACAUCGCAGCCGAACUCGCUUACGACCAGCCCGAGCCUGAGCUCGGCACCGCCCCCGCGCAACCGGGCCCCACCCCCGCGCAACCAGGCCCCGCCCCUGCACAACCAGGCCCCGCGCCCGCGCAGUCGGGCCCCGCCCCUGCGCUGCCCCAUGCACCGCAUGGAGACACCGUCGCCAGGAAAAUUAGCACUGCCUCGUCUAUAGGUUCUAAUCAAUCGGACGGCGGGUCGAUGGCGCCCGAGCGGUCUGGCAGCACGGAAUCCCAGAGCGGCGAAAAGAAACAACAAAAGCCAACUCGAAAGAUAUCACGAUUUCUAGUCAGCCCCGUAGUCGACCGCGGGGAGAAUGUCCCAGAAGAAAAACCAAUACCCGAACCCGCGGAACAUUUAGAACCUCAAGUCAACGGUCUCCCAGAAAAAGAACCUGCCCCGCUACCCCCUCAGGAAUUUGUUCCUACGCACCAGUAUUCAGUGGCACCACAGAUUCAGCCUCCCGUAGAUCUAAGACCCGAAGUCCAGUCUAUAGAAAGGCCAAUAGAAAUGAAGCAAGAAGUGCCAGUAACAGUUACUAUGGUUCUUCCCCCAAUAGUCUCCAAUAUUUCGAGCGUGCAACAAGUGCCUGCUCAAAAUAUUAUUAAUCCUAUGUUAAACUCUUCUAAUGUACAACCUAACCUAACAACUCCGUUGCAAAUAGCCACAGAUACCCCCUUAUUGGGGUUGAGUCAGGUCGGGACCCCAAUGGGCGUGGGAGGGGAGCUCGGCUUGAACAUGGGGCUGCAAGGGGUCGGGCUGGCCAUGUCAGGCCCCACUCCGGGGGCUAACGACGCGAUGCCUAAUGCUGAGAAUAUACAGAGGAUGUUGUUGAAGCAAAAUAUUAUGAAUCAGCAGCAAAACCUCUCCGGGCCUAACCUACUCGGAUUACUGAACCAGCAAUCGUACCCACAGCCAGACAUCGGCCUGCACAACAACAUACUCAAUAACACACAACCUGCACCUAUGAUGGCGGCGCGCCUGCCUCCUCAGUACCAGCAGCCCAAGUACUACCAACCGAUGCUGGCCAACGACUUCAUUGGACUCAAUCCCCUCUUUCAAUCAUCAGCUCAGCAGCAAGCCCUGCAAUCGUCAGUGAACCAGCUGGCCAGUCAGCAGAUGUCUCAGCUCGGUAUGAUGGGGCUGGCCACGCCGCUGGCUCCGCAAGCUAUCGCCUUCCAGCAUCAGAACAUUGCACAGAAUAUAGCACUCAACCAGAAUCUUAUGGGGCAGAAUCUAGGACAGAAUCUAGGAAAUUAUACAGGUCUAGCAGGUCAAAACUUAGGAUUAGGCGGUCAGAAUCUCAUUGGAGGCCAGAACCUGGCGCUAGGUGGACAGAACUUGUCCCUGGGAGGGCAGAAUUUAGGAAUUAUCAACCAGAAUCUGGGACAGCUAGUGGCCCAACGCGCCGUGCACCAUGCGCUGGCUAGGAGGGCUGUGGACAUGGAUAUGGCAGGCAUGACUGCAGUGAACUCGACGGGUUCCUCCCAGCCGAGCACUCCGAACAAACCGCAGUCGUACAGCGAGUACAUGCUCACGCUGCAACACAAGCUCGCUUCCAUAUCCAAUAGCGGCCCUGUCUCCCCGCAGUCUCCGCUGGAGUACAGCCCGGCUCUGUCGCCGACCCACCGGCCGGCCCUGCACGCCAUGCCCAAGGCGGGCGAGGCGAGCGAGGCGGGCGGCGCGGCCAGCGCGGCGGCGCGCGGCACGCGGCACGCGGCGCAGCUGGCCGAGCUGGACCACGAGCUCAGCAAGAUCAGUCUGCACUACAAGCACCCGCCGCCCAAGGAUGUGUUCAUAGAACACAAUACGGACGAGCAUGAAAUGCUUACGGCGAACAUCAACGAUAGUGCAGUCAACACCUACGAAGAACUGGGACCGGAGUGGGAGUCUCGGUCGACGCGGUUUCGAGUGUCUCGCGCAGCACCCUGUCGCGGCUACGAGCUCUGCCGGCUGUUGCCGAAUGAUCACGGCAAAGAGAAGCUAGAUCUGCUUCAAAGCCAUCCUUACCCUGAAGGCACGCUGGACGAAGUAUCCUGCGCGGACAAUAACUCGUCCUACGAGGAAGCCACGGCCGGUGAGACGUACGUCAUCACGGACACUCGUGCGCAUACCUACCUCGUGCACGACGCUCUGGCGGACGCUGUCGCUACCAUCAUCGACCCUGGCAGGACUUCGCAUGAGAGUUCUCCGGGCUUAUGCUCUCCGGAAGAACGUCGGUGUGCGUCAGACGGGUCCCAGGGCUCCUCGGCAUCCGAACAGGCGUACCUGAUAGUGGACCCUUGGCGCUCAAUAACCUGUGCUGUCAUCGACCGAGCGUUACGGCUCACUGCUGACUCAGGGUUCACGCCUUUCUACGAAGCUAAAUACGCCGCCGAUGUCUCCACGAACAUCGAGGCGGGCACGCAGGUGUCGGCUCGCGCCGAGCUGGCGCGCUGGCAGGUCCUCGGCGCGGCCGGCGAGGCGGCGCUGGCGGCACCUGGCCAGGCGGUGCUGGCGGCGCCCGGCCAGGCCGUUCUGGCGGCUCCCGGCCAAGCGGUUCUGACGGCGCCCGGCCAGGCGGUGCUGACGGCGCCCGAGCCCGCGUCCUGCGCCGCGCCGCUGCCCGCGCUCGCUGCGUCGCUCGUCACAUACGAGACUCUCACCGACAAAGCGGUGUGUCGGCAGGUGGUGCUGGUGUCGGUGCAGCCGUCCCAGUUAUGACGUGUGUAGCGGAUCACCUUGUACCUUAUAUUUAUUGUAAAAUGUAAUAUAUCUAUAUCACUACUCGUAAAUAAAAUAUUCAUAUGUGAUAUCUA